Messenger RNA from Mercenaria mercenaria, 1221 nucleotides. RefSeq lists its product as uncharacterized. Bases 1 to 1221 code for a protein of 406 amino acids. The transcript has 2 exons. NCBI's taxonomy places the organism in Eukaryota, Metazoa, Mollusca, Bivalvia, Venerida, Veneridae. The record is from RefSeq and is a predicted model, not a curated record.
AUGAAUCUACAAAAGCUUAUUUCUACUAGAGAGGGCCAGCGUCGUCUUAUUUCUUUACAACUGGAGAAAUUCAACAACGAGUUGUCACAGUCGGAGAAGACAGCCCUGCUCGAAAUCAUGGAGGAGAAGGCAGAGAUCAUCAAGAAUCUGAACGAGAAGAUUCUAAAUCAUCCAGAUGUUGACGAUUUGGAAACCGAACUGUCGGCGAAAACACCACUCCAGAACUGUCGGCGAAAACACCACUCCAGUAUUUGUGACCAACCAUCAUCUGUGCCAGGUUUGAAUCCAAGUGCAUCACCGUUCGUGAGUUCUACUUCCGGUCCAACGGGAACGACGGGAACCGCUAUUCAACUUCAUUCAACUACACAUCAAAGGUCGAAAGUUCUACUGAAGACUGCAGUCGCUCAAGUAAGUUCACAAGAUGAUAUUACAACUGCUACAAACAUAUUAUUAGAUGAAGGCGCGCAGAGGUCUUUUAUUACAGAAGAGCUUGCUGAGAAACUGAAAUUAAAACACACCGGUUCGGACACUAUAUCUUUAGCAUCUUUUGGUGGCAAAUCAGAACAGUGUCGUUAUAUACCCACGGGCAGAGUGUUUCUACACGUUGAACAGGGAGAGACCAUACCGUUAGACGUACUCAUUGUACCGACCAUUGCCGUGCCAUUACCAAACUUACAGCAAGAAGUGAAAUGCAUGAACUUUAUUAGAGGUCUUAAACUUGCGCAUCCUAUUUCUGACGCUGACGACGAUUUCGAGAUAUCGCUUUUGAUUGGAGCCGACUACUAUUGGCAGAUCGUCCAGAAUGAGGUCAUCAGAGGUAACGGACCGACGGCAUUGAAAUCAAAGAUCGGGUAUCUACUGUCAGGACCACUUCCGGUUGCUAAUAAAAAGUCGUCUGCUAGCUACAUGUUUAACGUCAUUACAGCGCCACCUAAUGUCACAGACCUUGAGAGGUUUUGGAAGCUCGAAUCAAUAGGGAUAUCUGAAGAUGAAGCUGAAACAUCUACUUCCGGUAUACUAAACACCUAUAAAGAAAACUGUAUCACGUACAAAGAUGGGCGUUAUGUGGCCAAGCUGCCUUGGAAAGAAGAUCACCCCGUGCUUCCUACCAACUACGAAGUUUGCAAGAGUCGUACAGAGAACACAAUUAGACGACUUUCAACAGAACCGAAUUUACUGAAAAAAUAUGGACAAAUCAUAGACGAUCAGUUGAAACGCUGA